UGUUUCAUCAUCGUUGUUGUUGAAGCGGCAGCCAGAGUUUUUCAGAUCUUUUUUAGUUUUAUUUUAUUUUUUGAGACCAUCUUCUUGAUUAUUUUACGUGCGAAUUAAAAAAGAAAGUAAGGACUAUAGCAAGAAUCGAUCCUUUGUGUCAUGGAUCAAUGUUUUGAGCUCUCUGACUAGCUAAACGUCACACUUUUAUCUCCAAGCCCGGGUCGCUGCUGGAACUUGCGUCGAGCCCUGGACUGUGAUUGUUUCUUCUUUGAUUGCAGCCGUUAAUCAAGCCAACAUGUCGUCCGUUAAAGUGGCCGUUCGUGUGCGGCCAUUCAAUAGCCGGGAAAUCAACCGUGAUUCGAAAUGCAUUAUCGAGAUGGUCGACAACACCACAAUCAUUACCAACCCGAAGGUUCCAGCUGGAUCCAAGGAGGCUUCCAAAAGCUUCAACUUUGAUUACUCUUAUUGGUCGCAUGACCCUCAAGAUUCCAACUUUGCACCGCAGAUCAAUGUCUACAAAGACAUUGGCGAGGAGAUGCUUGAUCACGCCUUCGAAGGUUACAAUGUUUGCAUCUUUGCCUACGGCCAAACGGGAGCCGGAAAGUCGUUUACAAUGAUGGGCAAGCAGGAAGAAGGCCAAGAAGGAAUCAUCCCACAAUUAUGCAUGGACCUUUUUGGCCGAAUCAAUAGCGACACUAACGAAGAUAUACAGUACUCGGUCGAGGUUAGUUAUAUGGAGAUUUAUUGCGAACGCGUUCGUGACUUGCUCAAUCCCAAAAAUAAAAACAACUUGCGCGUCCGUGAACACCCUCUCUUGGGACCGUACGUCGAGGAUCUCUCCAAGUUGGCUGUGACUUGUUUCGACGACAUCAACGAGCUUAUCGAUGAAGGCAACAAAGCCAGGACAGUGGCAGCCACGAACAUGAACGAAACCUCUAGUCGAUCCCAUGCCGUUUUCACGCUGAUUUUCACGCAGCGGCGUUUCGAUCAAACAACAAGUCUGUCGACGGAGAAAGUCAGCAAAAUAUCUUUGGUGGAUUUGGCCGGUUCGGAAAGAGCCGACGCUACCGGCGCAAAAGGCACACGCUUAAAAGAAGGAGCCAAUAUCAACAAAAGUCUCACUACUCUCGGCAAAGUCAUCUCAGCUCUAGCAGAAAUUACGGCCAUGAAAAAGAAGAAAAAAGGCGAUCACAUUCCAUAUCGUGAUUCAGUUUUAACCUGGCUUCUUCGGGAGAAUCUCGGGGGCAAUUCAAAGACCGCCAUGAUAGCUGCCAUCUCUCCAGCGGAUAUCAAUUACGAAGAGACGCUUUCUACGCUCAGGUACGCCGAUCGAGCAAAGCAGAUCGUUUGUAAGGCAGUGGUUAACGAAGAUGCAAACGCUAAACUCAUCCGAGAACUGAAAGAGGAAAUCUCUCGACUUCGGGAGCUUUUGCGGGUUGAAGGCAUCGACGUUGAAGAAGGUCCCGACGGACAAAUCAUACGGGUGCUCGACACCAGGGAAAAUAAGGACCAGAAUCGAGCGGAGAAUGGUGGACAAGGGCAAACUGGAACAGCUUCGGUAGGCGAACCACAACGUCCUAGACUGGCGUCGGUUCCGUCACGAGCCGAAGAUGCUGUCGACCAGCUUCAAGAAAACGAGAAGCUGAUUGCCGAAUUGAACGAGACGUGGGAAGACAAAUUGAAGCGGACGGAAAUGAUUCGAUUACAGCGUGAAGCUGUUUUUGCCGAAAUGGGUGUGGCUGUCAAGGAAGAUGGAGACACUGUGGGCGUUUUCUCACCCAAAAAGACGCCGCAUUUAGUCAACUUGAACGAGGAUCCUUUCAUGUCCGAAUGCCUCCUCUACUACAUCAAAGAUGGAAUUACAAGAGUCGGGUCGACGGAUGCCAGCAUUCCGCAAGAUAUCCAACUGUGCGGCCCACACAUCCUGAGCGAGCAUUGCAUCUUUGAAAAUCGCGAAGGAUUGGUUUUAAUGGCGCCGGCUCCAGACGCCCUGUGCUACGUGAACGGCCGGGUCAUCACUGAGCCAGUUCUGCUACGAACGGGCAAUCGUGUCAUCUUGGGAAAGCAUCACGUCUUCCGGUUCAAUCAUCCAGGUCAGCCUCGAGAGGCAUCGGCAAAGUCAGCCAGUAGAUCGCCCGCCGAAACGCCUGUUCUCCUGGAGAAUGUCGAUUGGAAUUUCGCCCAAAUUGAACUGCUAGAAAAACAAGGAAUCGAUUUGAAACUGGAAAUGGAGCAACGGCUGAUGGUCCUAGAGGAACUCCAUCGCAAAGAAAAAGAAGAAGCCGAUCAGCUUUUCGCUGAACAACGGAAAAAUUACGAGGCUCAGAUUGAUGCCCUUCAGCGCAAAGUCGAAGAACAAACUAUGACCAUGUCGUUGUACAGCACUUGCACGUCAGACGACGCCAUCGAUGAUGCCAUCUUUGUCAAUCCGCUGUUUGAAGCUGAAUGUUGCUGGACAGACCGUCAGUAUCAAAUGGCCGCUUGGGGGUAUCACAAAUGGAAGUUUCAUCAGUUCACUUCCCUGCGGGAUGAUCUGUGGGGCAACGCCGUUUUCCUGAAAGAGGCUAAUGCAAUUUCGGUAGAGUUGAGGAAGAGAGUGACGUUUCAGUUCAUAUUGUUAACCGAUACGGCCUAUUCGCCGUUGCCCAGAGAACUACAAGAUCAACACCACGUGGUGGCUUCGUCGCCUUCGUCCACUCCUUCUUCUCACAGGAUCUGCGACCCUUGGUCUCAGGAAUCUGGCCGACGCACUAUCGUCGCCGUUGAAGUGCAAGACAACCAAAACGGAGCCGUUCACUAUUGGAGUCUUACAAAACUGCGUCAGAGAUUGGAGCUGAUGCGCGAAAUGUGUCGUAAUGAAGCGGAAAAAUCGCCAAGCCAAUCUCCCGGAUCGGCUCCAGCGAGUCAAAACCAGUCGGUCGACAACUCGACCAUCAGCGGAAAUGAUCCCUUCUACGACCGUUUUCCCUGGUUCCGGCUAGUUGGACGAGCCUUUGUCUUGCUGGGCAGCUUGCUCUAUCCUGUUCCGUUGGUUCACAACGUGCCCAUCGUUAACGAGAAAGGCGACGUGAGGGGAUAUCUUCGGGUAGCCGUCCAGGCUGUGCUCGACGACGAGAAUGGCGACUAUUCAAGCGGAGUCAAACAGUCGGCUAGGAUUUCUUUCGCCGAGAGAAACAGAGAAAAGAGUCAAACUUUUUCGCACUACUUGGAUGACCAACAAACCAAAGAGGCUGAAGGCGAAGAGGAGGAAUGCCGUCGAGUCGUCGAGGGGCACGGCCGCGGCGAGGAUUCCAGCGGAUUAGAAUCUUCCAGUCAGGACGAGCAACUCAACUCUGGCGAAAAUGACGUUGGAAAGGAUGUCGAGUCGGUCUUGGCCGGGCAUUUGUCUGUCGGGCGAGAUUUUACAUUCCGCAUUACCAUUUUGCACGCCGUCAACAUUCCCACGGAGUACAGCGACAUUUUCUGUCAAUUUCACUUUGUCCACCAUCAAGACGAGGCCUUUUCGACCGAACCGAUCCGCAACAAUUCCGCCAACCGGGGCAAUGGCGCUCCUCUCAGUUUCUACCACGUCCAGAACAUCACCGUCAAAGUGACAAAAACAUUUGUCGAUUACCUUCGCAGCCAACCUCUCGUCCUGGAGGUCUACGGUCAUCUGCAACAGUCGCUUUCUCGCGACAGGGCCGUCAAUUCAGUUGGCCUCCAAUCGAGCGGCAGUCGUCUGCCUCCAAAACGGAUGCUUCCGCCUCUGUUGCCCGUCAGUCAGCCUUUGCGAUCCACCAAGUUUGGUUUGCUUCCCCCAAGUCCUACAUGUCAGGUGGAUGCCAAACACGAUCUCUUGGUGUGGGUGGAAAUUUUGGAAUUGGCUUCCAGUGGCGAAUACCUUCCGGUGAUGGUGGAACGUAAUCCGGAUCUGCCGUGCCGCAGCGAAUUUAUUCUCCGCCAAGGUCUACAACGUCGUAUCCGCAUUACCCUCGUCCACGAGGUCACCGAAGAGCUGAACUGGAACGAUGUUCGGGAACUGGUUGUGGGAAGAAUUCGCACGGGAGCCGAAUGCGACAACGUCGAUGAAAUUUACGAGAAUGACAUGUCGGUGGUCUCUCUGGGCCUCUUCCCUGGCGAAGUUCUCGAAUUUCCAGGUGACACGCGCCACUUCUAUCGGUUUGAAGCCGCUUGGGACUCGUCGUUGCACAACUCGGUGCUGCUCAACCGAGUCACGCCUUCCGGCGAGCACAUUUACUUGACCAUGUCGGCCUAUGUCCAGUUGGAUAAUUGCGAACAGCUGUCCGUCAUCACCAAGGACCUUUGCGUCACCAUUCUGGGUCGUGAUGCCCGCACAGGAACCCGUACCAUAAAGCAAUUCUUCCGGGGAAAUCGGCACUCUGAGUCGACUCGGAUGUCGGGUAUCUACGAAGUCCUGAUGAGACGCGUGUCCGGCCACGGCAACGGCAAUGGAGCAGGCAGUCCUGGUAUCCAGAGAAGACAAAGACGCGUCAUGGACACUAGCGCCUGCUACGUACGCGGCGAAGAGAAUUUGGAUGGAUGGCGUCCCCGAGGUGACUCGCUCAUCUUUGACCACCAAUGGGAGCUGGAAAAGUUGUCGCGCUUGGAGGCAGUUGGUCGGACCCGUUAUUGGCUUCUUUUGCGUGAACGACUUGGUUUAGAUGGAAAGACAAAUGCUGCGGCUUCCAGCAAAUUAUUGCGAUCUGUUGGCCAAGAUAUUACCAAAUCUGAAAAGGAAAUGUGCAAUAUGAUGGCCAAAGCGCACACAACCGAAGUCAUAAAAUCACCGUCUGCUCCUCCAUCGCCUCCCUCUGUUCCUCUUGCUGGGAACAGACCGGAUGGUAUUGAUCCUUAUCAGCCGUGGCAGAUGACGGAUCGCGAGCGAGAGAUAUCCACCAAAUACAUCAACUUAAUCCAAGGGAAACGCAUUCGGAAGGAUCCUUCCUUGCUCUCGCUUACUCCACUAGAUGGAAGUAAUAAUAUAAUGGCCAACAACAGCAACCCGCUAUCGCCUGAGACGCCGUCCGGUAACGGUCCCGUACUCUACAUCCCUUCACCAGGCCAAGAGAGUCGGGCCUUUAUUCCCAACGCUUCUUACACAGUGGAUCCGCAAGCGUCAUCCGCCAGCAACAACAAUUGUUUCGUGGCUGAUAUUGAAGAGGUGCGCGUCAGUCCAGUAGUGUCUCGACGAGGUCUACUCAGCGUGUUGGAAAAAGGAGCCUUGGGCUGGGUUCGACGUUGGGUGGUUGUCCGUCGGCCCUAUGUCCUUCUUUACAAGGAUGAGAAGGAUUGCAUCGAGCGCGGUGUCAUCAAUCUGAGUACUGCUAUUGUUGAAUAUUCGGAAGAUCAAGAAGAUGUUGGAAUGGUCAAUGUUUUCAGCGUCAUCACCAAGCACCGCCAGUAUCUAAUGCAAACACCGUCGGAUAAGGAGCUUUACGAUUGGUUGUACGCCAUGAACCCGUUGUUGGCGGGCCAAAUUAGAUCUCGAUUGGCACGCUGCCAACCUGGAGUCGCACCUCCGAAUAAACUAGUAGCGUCCACUUUACCAUUAGCAGCCAAUUAAUAGGUCCGAUCCGCCAAUAGUCUCCUGUUUCAGUCUUUCAGCCUGAAAUUUCAUAGACAAUGGCUUGUUGAAUGCCAUGAGACGAGACGUAAUAAGGCUUCCUAUAUACUGCAACAAGAGAGAUGAUUAGCUUCAAGAGGGGAAAGAAAAUAACGGCAUUUGCUACCGUACGUAUGUGUGUGUGGGUUGGUCGUCGAUCUGUGUUUAUUUCCAUCAAUGAUCUCGCUGGCGUUCGCCUUUUGGUCCUGUUUAAAAUAAGUGUGAAUUGCUUGAUUUCUAAAUCCAGCCCUCCUUCACUUUCUCGUUAUUAACUUAUUAUUAUGUACAGCUACAGCAACCAGCAAGCAGCUUUCCUUGUCUUUUUUUUGGUUCCAAUUCGCCAUCACUAAGAUUGAGUCAAUGUUUUCACAGCUAUUUUGCGCUUUUCUUGCUUUGUUUACAUUUUCUUCUUGGUUCUUCAGCUCCUCGGAUAGGAUCCACUAUUCUAAAAUAAUACUAAUAAUACUGCAAUUAUUGUAAUGUGCACUUUUGUGCUCGACGCUUUCAUCUCAUCGUUCACCGCGUCCGUGCUGCUGCUGGUGGUUUGCCUAAAUCUAAAAAUUAAAAAGAGACCAAAAUAAAUAGUCAAGUGGUGUCCAA
Messenger RNA from Daphnia magna, 6193 nucleotides. RefSeq names its product kinesin-like protein unc-104 (gene unc-104). The record is from RefSeq and is a predicted model, not a curated record. NCBI's taxonomy places the organism in Eukaryota, Metazoa, Arthropoda, Branchiopoda, Diplostraca, Daphniidae. The transcript is spliced from 19 exons. Gene Ontology annotation, molecular function: ATP binding; microtubule binding; microtubule motor activity. The coding region runs from base 287 to 5554 and encodes 1755 amino acids. Gene Ontology annotation, biological process: microtubule-based movement.